Messenger RNA from Periconia digitata, 1200 nucleotides. The record is from the annotation of a GenBank genome assembly. Lineage: Eukaryota; Fungi; Ascomycota; Dothideomycetes; Pleosporales; Periconiaceae.
AUGCUGAGAUUUGGUCAACGCGCAUGUACUCGCUUCAAAUUUCCCUCUCACAUCUCCCGAAUUUCGCGCUUCCAGAGUACGAAAAUCAAUGCCAGCGAGCUCUUCGAGGAGGAGCGCCUUCCGUGGUAUAGCCAUGAUCAGUUUUAUCCAGCACGACCUGGUGAGAUUCUGGAUUCUAGCUUUAAGGUUAUAGGAAAACUCGGUUACGGUGCAUACUCCACGGUCUGGCUGUGUCGGGAUAUCCGGUAUGUUUGGCAACGAGACGCUGGCUUCGUCGCUGUCAAGAUUUGUACCCGAGAUGCCGAAAAGACCCCGCAGCUCAAUCGAGAGCUAGAUUUUUACGAGCAUGUCAGUUCUAUGCAAUCACAGCAUCGCGGCCAAGCAUACAUCCGCGGACUGUAUGGCGAAUUUGAGCUCGACGGUCCAGCUGGCAAACAUUUGUGCUUUGUUCAUCCACCCAUGCACAUGACUAUUCGACAGCUCCAGUAUUAUAACCCAGCACGCAAGCUCGACGUUCCGCUUCUGAAGUGCACGCUAGCCAAUGUGCUAAGGCGCUGUCGUUCUUACACGACGAGGCUAAGGUCAUACAUACAGUUAGACAUCAAUCCUGGAAAUAUCAUGCUGACUGUGGAUGAUGACACUAUUCUGGAAAACUUCGAGAAAGCUGAAGCAGAGAACCCGUCACCAUCCAAAGUGAUUAACGGCACACGCACCAUUUACAGUUCCCAAGCGCGGAUAGGAGAUUCUCACUCUGGCCUAAUUCAGCCUGAGCUAUACCGUGCGCCAGAGAUAAUUUUCGAGAUGGAGUGGGGCUCUAAGGUGGACAUUUGGAGUCUCGCCACGUUGGUGUGGGACUUGUUUGAAGAUGAGCAUCUAUUCGACGCCCGUGACAACAAGGGCAACCCAUCAGAGACACAUCAUGUUUCCGAAAUGGUUGCAUACCUUGGAAUGCCUCCGCUUGAAUACACGCAAAGCAACCAUAUGACAAAGAAGGUCUUCGACAAGCAAGGACACUGGACGGGUGGUUCCAAGAGUGUAACUAUUCCUAAGAUCUCACUCGAGGAAAGAGUAUCGGUGCUUGAAGGGGAGGAAAAGGAAUUAUUUCUGGAUUUCAUACGAUCGAUGCUCGGAUGGCGGCCGGAAGACAGGAAAUCGGCGACUGAACUCCUGGAGCACCCAUGGAUGGCCAUCACUACAUAG